CUUGAAUUGGCUCCAUGUUUCUAGGCACCCUCUCUGCUGUUGAGGUUUGUUUAUAAGUUUGUUUACUUUCUUACGACCACAGCCAGGGAUGGAUUGGGACGAAGAGCGUCCAGUGUCCCCUGGGUCCACCGUCACCACGCUGAUGUCCUGCAGCGGACACCUGCCUCCCGCCCACCAGACCAUACGCUGUGGAGACCAGGAGUUUGCCUCAGCGUCUGCGGCGCUGGAUGCCUACAUCGCUGAUUUUGAGCGGUGGCACCUGUCCCCCGGGGCCCUGUCGCGCUCCACGGGGCCCCGGUUAGACCUGCUGCCGAACGGCACCCCCUCCCCCCAGCCUGGGCGCCCCCGACCACCUGGGACUCUGCGCAACAGAGACGUCCUCACCGAGCUGCUGACAGAGUCAGAGCUGUAUUCCCUGUCGCUCCCGGCAACCACCUCCCUGCGUUGCCGUGCCGACGAAGACGAGGUGGAUUUGACAACGGAGGAACUUCUGGCCAUCCCUAGUGAUGGCUCACUGCCGGUUACCAAGACGACCGCCUACCUCACUGACCUCCGCCACCGCUCCCUCUGUCGCCCGGGCAACUGCUUCAGCCCUCACCCGGGGGGCUCCUGCCACUCAAGUGGACCACUGGGCGGGGCCAGGGACCGAAGCCACGCCCCCUCACCCAACAAGUGGAGGGACGAAGACAUGGACAGGAAGUGUCUGAGCAGACAGGAAGUGACCCAACUCCAGAACUCACAGUCUGCAGGACCAGUGAUUGGGCCAGACUGCCUUAGCUCCUCCCACUUAUCAGCCUCUUUCCGAGACCUAGGCACCGCCUACUAUCGUCGCAGUUACCAGCCCCCUGGACAUGCCCACUCUGUACAUUGUUCCCACCUCCAAAGCCCAUCUCCCAUUUUGAGAUCACACCACCCCCUAAACAGGAUUGGCCACGCUCAGUGUUGCCACGCCCUGUAUGGCCACGCCAACCCGCAACAGCCAAUAGAUGGCCAGCUGGCUGCGAGCCCAUCUGGAUUCUGGGAAAAAGCAGGUUCCAUGCCCCACCGUGUCCCCGCCUGGUUGGACCAACUCCCCGGGGAGGACGGGCAGGAGGAGGAGGAGGAGGAGGAGCAGCAGCAGCAGGAGGAGGAGGAGGAGGAGCUGCUCUCUGUGUCUCUCCUAACAGACGAUACGCCAGGUGUCUGUCCAGGGGCAGUCGAUGAGCGCCGCCUCCUAUUGGCCGGCACAGGACACGACCCCAAAGGACACGCCCCCAUAGGAUACACCAACACGGGACGUGCCCCCAUAGGAUACGCCCACACAGGACCCGCCCACACAGAACACGCCCCCACAGGAUACACCCACACAGGACACGCCCCUAGGAUGUCAAUUGGUGAUUUAUCGUGUCCCUUGGACUAAAGUAAAAGCCAUUUUCUCGUUGAUCUGAUAUUUCGUUACACUGUAACUUGUAUAUAUUGUUUAUAUAAUAUACAUGUUAAUAUAAAUAAAUUUAUGUUUAUAUAUUUCA
Gadus morhua (Atlantic cod) is the source of this 1508-nucleotide messenger RNA. RefSeq names its product chromosome 19 C18orf54 homolog (gene c19h18orf54). The coding region runs from base 89 to 1399 and encodes 436 amino acids. The transcript has 8 exons. NCBI's taxonomy places the organism in Eukaryota, Metazoa, Chordata, Actinopteri, Gadiformes, Gadidae. The record is from RefSeq and is a predicted model, not a curated record.